AAACCCCGCCAUGUCGCAGUUAAGCGACAUUGUUGACUAGCGCUAUGUCGGCCAUUAUUGGUUAGACCGUUAACGAGAUUACGCUCACAAAUACAUUAAUCAAGUUUUCAUUGUGGAAAUGUUACCAUAAGACACUCUAAUAUUAUUAUUAAUGACGCCUCAGACUUCACAGAUUAUUUUGAACUAACCGCUGUACUAAUUUUAGAGCGAGUGCACUGAAGCGAAUUUGGGUCCGAGAGUCAGGCUUAAACAUGGCGGAUCGUACAGGAGACGUAACAUCACUUCGCGGUGGAGAUACAGACCAAAUGACGGAAUCAAAUGGAGAAAUCUCUCUUGUUAACACAGGAUCCGGCGAUCCUAAUCCGCCAAAUCAAAUUGAUCAGCAAAGGCAGCAAUAUCAGCCAACUAAAUUGGAAUCUUUCUUUGCCAUCACGAAAACGCUAUUGAUACGUGCUCUUGUAAUAUAUUUUAUCACGUCAUUUUUCCGACGGCCGUCAACAAGUCCAGAGACGUCCACCGCUGCAAAUUUUGCGAGCAAAUCGCCAGCAUUUAACAUAUUUGAAAAUGGAACUGUUAUGGAUUUGUAUGUGUAUGUAUCAGAAUUACCGAAAUUCAGAGACUUCAAUAAUCCUGAUGCAUUAAUUUGGACUCAAAAAGGACUUGUAUAUGGUGAUUGGACGGGAGGUCCAAAUGGAGAUGGUACAAUUGUGCAUAAUACUCAAAUUAAAACAUCUGAGGCUCUGCAGAAUAAUGGUUCCUUGUACUUGCAUGUAUAUAUUACACGUCAAGGGAGGUCACCAAAUCCUGAGGCAGGGAAAGGUCAUUACAUAGCUAGUCAGGUAGCGUACAAUAAAAGGAUGCUGAAUAAAUUCAAGAAAUUGAAAUACACAACCACUCAUAAUCUUCUUACUGGUGAAACUGCUGCCACACCAGAAGUUAUAGAGAAAGCGAAAACAAUGAAGGAAGAGAUUGUGUCUCAUUGGCAUCCAAAUUUAACAAUUAAUUUAGUAACAGACCAAACAAAUUGGGUGCAAGGAGCAGUGCCACCUCCUUUGGAUGAGUUUAUAGAAUUUCUUCCUGGAGGAGAUCGUUAUAAACCUGUUAUAUUUUUAAAUGACUUUUGGAACAUGUUGAGAGAUUAUCAACCUAUAAAUAAAACAACAAAGAGUUUGCAGCUUAGUCUUACUUUCCAGCCACUUUCUCUUUUUAAGUGGCAGAUAUAUUCUGCCCAAGCUAUGAGAAAUAAGUGGACUGCUAGUGUUCUGGGUGACAAUUUUGCCGAAGAAGAUGAAGAAGAUGCAGAUUAUUUGAAAGAGGCAUUGCUUGAAACAUCUCCAUAUCUUUUGGGUCUUACUAUAUUUGUGUCCAUUCUGCAUAGUGUGUUUGAACUUCUUGCAUUUAAAAAUGAUAUCCAGUUUUGGAAUAAUAGGAAAUCUUUGGAGGGUUUAUCUGUACGCUCUGUGUUUUUCAACGUAUUUCAGUCAUUAAUUGUGUUGCUGUAUGUUUUGGAUAAUGAUACAAAUACUAUAGUACGGAUAAGCUGCUUUGUUGGGCUUUGCAUCGAAAUAUGGAAAAUUCAUAAAGUCAUGGAUAUAAAUGUGAACAGAGAAGCAAGAAUAUUUGGAUUUAUUCCUCGUAUUAAUUUUACGGAUAAAGGAUCGUACAUCGAGUCCAGUACUAAGCAAUAUGAUAUGAUGGCUUUCCGAUAUUUGUCUUGGGCUCUGUACCCUCUCUUAGGUGGUUAUGCAGUGUAUUCUCUCUUAUACCAAGAACAUAGAGGCUGGUACUCAUUUGUUCUUAACAUGUUAUACGGUUUUCUUUUGACUUUUGGAUUUAUCAUGAUGACUCCUCAGUUAUUCAUUAAUUAUAAACUUAAAUCGGUGGCCCAUCUUCCAUGGCGAAUGCUUACAUACAAGUUCCUGAACACUUUUAUCGAUGAUAUCUUUGCAUUUGUUAUUAAAAUGCCAACGUUGUAUAGGUUGGGGUGCUUCCGUGAUGAUAUUGUGUUCUUCAUUUUCUUAUAUCAACGCUGGAUAUACAAGACAGAUCCCACUCGAGUUAAUGAAUUUGGGUUUUCUGCUGAAAUGGAGGCAGAAGCAGCUGCAAAUCGCAGUACUGCAAAUGGAUCUGUUCCCACACCUGCAUUGCAAGAUGCAAGUGCUGAAAAUACCAAAGAUCCUGAAGAAAAGAAGCGUGAUUAAUGUGCAAUAUCAAGAGAUAACAAACCGUCACACACAGCAGCGGCAGCUGACCUCUUGGCUCACUGCAUCCUUACAUCUGGAGCACAGAUUACAUUACGUCUCAACAUUUGUACUGCUAGGGAGAGGAGUGUCACAAAUAUGUUGUUCAAAUUCACAAAUUCAGAGCCAAAUCUGUUUUGUGAAAGUUAUGCUUACGUUUUGAUAUUAGUGAUAUCCAACGUUGAGACGAUAUGAAUAUAUGAUAAAUAACAGUCUUGUAUUUGUGCUUUGGUUGUUUUCCAUGUGAAGAGCACAUUUUUAUAUCUUUGAAACCGUGCUUCUUUUUUAAAAUCUGCCAAAGGAGAUAUAUACUUAUACUUAAGUGUAGAUAUCGUUUGUGGAAAAGGAAAUUAGGUAUUUCUGAAAACCCUCUGUAUUACCGGUUUGAGAGCCUUGAAUAUGUUGUAACAAAAUUGUUAAAGGUUAAGGUUAGUGAGAAGCAUGGAAACUUCCAGUGCGUUCUGUUGUCUUCACACUAUCGACAUUUCAGCAUUUUUACUCUAUUUGUCAAUCCUCGUACUGUGUAUUGUGUAAGGCUGUUGGACGUUUGUGAAUUUAAUGGCCUAAUAUUAUGACAUCUCACAUACCCUACCCUGCUCUUUCAUAUGAAUCUUUCAAUCCAACAAGUAUGAUGCAAGUACUACUCUGCUAUGUUGAACAGCAUGAAAAAUAUUUAGUGAUUUAACAAAAGUGAACUUCAGUCUUCAUUGUCUGUUCUUUUACAAGAAAUAGAAAUAUUGAAUUCACGAAGAGAAAUUUAAGAUUAACUGUUGCAUUUCAAUACCAUUCCGGUACUCGAACACCAGGGCAGAAGAGUCAAUCGCAGACUCCAGAAUACUAUUGCAGAAUAAUUGAAGAAGAAAUGUAUGUUAAAAACUAUUGCCACAUGUAUUUAGCAAUAUAUUAGGUGCAUUUUUGCAAGUUAGUGUUUAAAUAUUUUGAGUUUUUGAGAUGUCGUAAAGACUUCAAGAAAGGAUCUGUUAAUAAAAUCCUAAACAAUGAAAAAGUAACUUCUUUCUUAAACAAAGAUAAAGAAAAACACUAUGAUGGGAUCCACUGUUGAUACCUCACACCCUGUUGGUAUGCAUCUAUUAAUAACAGAAAACAAAUGUUACUGAAAUAUAUUUUAGUUUUUUUUUUCUCUCUCACUUCAAUUCUUUCUGAAUAACUGAAAAAUUACUCGGUGUAUGAAUUUAUGAAUGUUAUUAAGACACAAUUAACUUUUUUUUAAAUAGAAACUGCCUGCAAUUUCCUAUUAAUAGUGUUAUCAAAACACUUUUUGCCAAUACGGGGGGAGGGGAAUAAUGCAUGGAUACAAGUACAUACAAUCUGUGUACAAGACUGAAAAGUAAGGGAAGAAAUAAAAAUUGUUGUGUUUGAAAAAUCUGUGAAACAAAUGAUUGUUUCAAUGAUUUAUUAUUAAUAGAGAGCAAAGUAGUAUUUUAUUUCAUAAAAAUGUGAUAUUUUUUUAAGCAAUACAAUAAUUUUACCUCAUUUUUCAAAAAUGCUUUCCCAGCUAUUGGAUAUUCCAGAUGUACAGAAGAUGACCAUGAUAUGAAUAUUGCAUCGUUACUGCACUUGCUCAUGAAUUCUUGCAAAUUUCAUUCAUUUUUUGUCAGCUGGAGGCAGAAGUGUCAACCGACUUGAAUGUAACAAAGCCAGACAGUAAUACUCACAAAAUGCACAGAAAAGCACUGGAUUGAUGCACAUGCAUAAGGUUUGGAUAUCAAAACUUUCAGACUAUUAGUGAUGUCUUGAUCGCAAGCAAGUUGUUAAAGAUCCAUUUUAUUAAUUUACACUGUACUACACUUACUUACUCUUCAUUACAAAUACUGGGCCAAACUUCAUUAGAACUUCCUAAAAUCUUAAUGUUUUUCUUUACACCCCUUGUUUUUGUCAUAUUUGUCACACACACAAACACAAAGAACAAGAGGAAGUGCAUGUGGCAGUUAGAAUCAAUGGUGAACACCAAAUGAAAUAGUUGGCAGAAAGGCACAUACAUUUAUGUAAAGUGACACAUUCAGGCAUCAAGUGCAGUAACUGCUCAACACCCCAUGAUAUUACUGUGUGAAUUAAAUGGAAAUAUUCCAAAGAAAUGUAUUAGAUGUGUGCUGUAUAACAGAAUAUUCAAUAAAUAAAAAAAUUCUUAAAUAAAAAGUUUAGUAUUUUUUCGCAUUGAUAAAAGUAUAAAACA
Messenger RNA from Gryllus bimaculatus (two-spotted cricket), 4434 nucleotides. The record is from the annotation of a GenBank genome assembly. Lineage: Eukaryota; Metazoa; Arthropoda; Insecta; Orthoptera; Gryllidae.